AUGUUAAUAUUGCUAGGCAUGAUUGGAGUGUCUGGAGGGAUGGCCGCAACACUGGGACAACUUAAUGCCAGUCCUGAAACUUUUAUUCAAAUCGGGACAGCUAUUGGUACCGGAGGACUUAUCGGCACCGUAAUUGCUAAACGAAUUCAGGUAACGGAUCUCCCGCAACUUGUUGCACUAUUCCAUAGUUUUGUUGGAGCUGCGGCAACUGCAACAUGUGUAGCAAACUUUUUGGUCGAAUAUCCUCAUUUUCUGGCCGAUCCUUCGGGCACUGCAGCCACAAAAGGUGCCCUGUUUCUUGGUGCAUUUAUUGGCGGCGUUACGUUCACUGGUAGUCUUAUG
Messenger RNA from Gongylonema pulchrum, 342 nucleotides. The record is from the annotation of a GenBank genome assembly. Lineage: Eukaryota; Metazoa; Nematoda; Chromadorea; Rhabditida; Gongylonematidae.